GCCCCCGCCGCCAGCCCCCUCCCCACAAGGCCGUAACAACCGCCUCGACAUCCUCGCAACAGCCAAGUCCGCGCCCGCCGCCACGCAACAGACACUCCGCUCCGCGUUGUGAUGGGAUGAGGAUUCCUCUCAUCGGACAAGGAUUCCCCUCCCCCGUACCACCCACCUUCCUCCCGAUCUCCUCGCAGAGUUCACCGCUACUCGCGCCCUCUCCUAGGCUCCUAGCUCCCUUCUGAGGUAGACCGCGCACGGGAAUGGAAAGGCAUCAGCGAAGGAGCGAUGGCUGCGCCCACGGAGGAGGAGAGGAGGAGGUCCAGGACUCCAGGUACGCGUAUUCCGCCGACGAGCAGUCAAAGCCGCCAGAGCCGCUUGCCGUCGCCUCCGUGUGGUCGCCGCCGCAGACGCACGCCGAGGCCAAGGGACUGCGCAGCCUGCGACCAGGCGUAUGCGGCGGGGGAGGCCGCGCGGAAGAAGCGCAGCGGCUCCAGCCCAGUGGCGGCCACGGCGAGCGCGAGCGUCGCGAAGUAGAUGGCGAGGUAGACCUGCGCCAGCAGCAGCGCGCGGUGGAGGAGCAGCAGGUACUGGCCCAUGCGCCGCACCAGCGCUGUGAGCACGAAGAGUGGCACCGCCACCGCCGCCCACCGGCCGCCGAGGACCGAGCGCACGCCGUCGGCGAUCCAAGCGUUCGCCGCCGACAGAUACGCCUUCGAAGCUCUCCAAGACGAGGAUACUGCUGAACUUACGAAUUACCAGCACAAGAAUGAGGUGAUCAAUUCAUCUGAGAGAUUAACAUAUGGUGGACACGAAGAUUGUAAUGCAUACUGUUUGUAUGCAACAAAAAAAUAUAAAAAAGGGGAGCAGGUCCUUGCUUAUGGAACAUACACAAACAUGAAACUCCUUGAACGCUAUAGCAUCAUAUGUGUUUGGAUUGUUUUGAUUUAGUUGUUUGAUUGCUUCUGUGUUUGCCGCUCCCAAGUUUUAUGCUGGUUAAUAAAACUUUGUAAUUCUUUAGGUCUAGCCCCUCUUGCUGUUUUUGGAUAUGUUAUGGCCACACACCUCCCUCUUUAUCCUGCAAUUCACAUCCUACCCGAUAAGUACCACAACUUAUGUUUGUGUUUUCUAUUUCAAUUUAAAUGUUCAAUCACAUUGCUACUAACCUGCAUAGUUGUCUAGUAAAGAUACAACUCUGUUUCAGGUCAUUCUGUUGCUGGGUUAUGGUCCAGAUUCUCCUCCACCAAAAUUAUUUCUUAUAAAAUGGUCAAGCGCCAGUGAAAGUUAUGUGUCAGACAAUGAUAAAACAAUACAGUUAUUCAGCAGUUUUCGCGGAAACCAGUAUUUCACUGUAUAUUUUUGUUGUUCAUCUAGUGGUGCCAUUUGUUGGUAUUGAGCAGCAUGAUUUUGAAGAAAGUUGGUGGCCUUGAGAUGUUUGAAAAGUAAGAUGUUAUAGGCUCCUUAUCCAGCCUUCAGUGGGAUGUGUUUCGACAUAUAUUCAAAGUGUGGUCACUGAUGAGCCAUGAUGAUGAGAUGAAAUCUGCCCUGUUUCUUCAAAUGAGCAUGAUUAACCAUGCAGUCCAUGCUAUCGGACUUUUUGCACGAUCAUUUGAUGGCUACUUAAUAGAUCGUCUUAGAUCUCUUGGAACGACUUCUUUUGUUAUAUCUCAAUCGGCCUGUUUCUGCUGCUCCGUUAUAUGCAUAGUUUCCUUCUGCAUCUUUUCAUUAUAUAAAUAGCGGUUUAGAUAUUUCUUGCUGAUUAUCAAUCUCAAGUAGGCUUGUAAUACUUUUGUUUGUUAUGCCCGCAGCCACAUAUCAUGAUGUCAAAUUAAAAGAUGUGUUCUGCUAAAUUUUCUGAUGUUUGUGCUCGUUGUCACUGUCCCAGUCUUAUUGUAAUAAUGUUGUGAUGUUUUGGACAUUAGCAAGCUGCAAAUUGAAAUAUUUAAGUCUUUUGUAAUUUGUGUGUGUACUGGCAUUGUACUAGUUACUAUAUAUAGAGCGGGGAGCAAUCCUCGUCGAUCAGCCCAUCUCGUGGCUAUUCUUAUGGGUCACAGGAUCUUCAUCGAACGGACACGGAGCGGUCUUCCCACGUAUAAUUCCUGUAUUUUCUGAAUAGUUUGAGUGGCAAUUGAUGCCCUCUUUCAUUCUAGCAUCCGAGGCAAUAUCUAUACAAACUCUUUUUUUUUUAUUUUUCCCUCCAGUAAAUGGAUAUUAGUCUGAUUUGGAAUUUACUUUUCCCUUCAUAUAGGCAAUAGCUGCAUUUUAGACAGCUUUGCAGCACAAUUCACAAACUACAGACGUCUCAAGAAAAAUCAACAUGUUAUCUCAGUUAGCCAGGGAAAAGAAGUGAGCCUUUGAAGUAGAGAACAUGUGUUCAAAUGUUGACAUUGUCGUCCUGACUUGUCAGGACAGGUUUUACUUUUUUAAUGUUCGAUGGCACUGUGUCUGAAAUUGCCUUGACAAGAAGCUAUAUUUAGCAUCCAUCUAGACUUGCAUAUGUAACUUGAUUUUCUUUCAUCA
Molecule: messenger RNA, 2511 nt
Organism: Zea mays
Lineage: Eukaryota; Viridiplantae; Streptophyta; Magnoliopsida; Poales; Poaceae
Exons: 4
Coding region: 255-737 (160 amino acids)
Source: RefSeq, a predicted model, not a curated record